AGGCUGAAUUUUGAAAGGGACGCCAGCCGGGGACUUGGCCCUGGAGAGUAAUUUCAGUGCCGGGGCGCAGCAGUCUUCCUUGUUAACACCCCCUGUCCCCGCUCCCCGCACGCACCGCAUCUCGUCUCCGAGCCAUGGGCAGAGCGCCUUUUCAGCAAAAGGGGCAAGGUGGAAUUAAAAAAAAUAUAUAAAAAAACCUCUACAAAGCACGUCAGAGGAUUGAUUUGACUUAUAUCAUCUGAAAAUUGGGUUCUUCCAUUUCUAGUACCAUGUCAGGUGGAAGAAUCCGAACGAAGAAAAAGGCCACAGCUUUAGAUCAAGCACCUGACAACCUUCCGUUGAGAAGUUCAGGGAGACAGGUGAGGAAAAAGGCAGCAGAGGCAGCUGAGGAGGAUGAAGAAAUAUCAGAGAAGAAAUAUCGGAAAUGUGAAAAAGCGGGGUGUACUGCAACAUGUCCAGUCUGCUUUGCUAGUGCUGCUGAAAGAUGUGCUAAAAAUGGCUACACAUCAAGGUGGUAUCAUCUGUCCUGCGGGGAACAUUUCUGUAACGAAUGUUUUGAUCAUUACUACAGAAGUCAUAAAGAUGGUUAUGAAAAAUACACCGCGUGGAAAAGGAUCUGGACCAGUAAUGGAAAAAGUGAACCCAGUCCUAAAGCUUUUAUGGCUGAUCAACAGCUUCCUUACUGGGUUCAGUGCACAAAGGCGGAGUGUGGGAAGUGGCGUCAAUUGACAAAGGAAAUUCAACUUACCUCACAAAUAGCCAAAGCAUAUCGCUGUGGCAUGAAACUGAACAGUUCUACUAAGGUGGAAGGCUCAGACCAGUGCACCAUGCCUGAGGAUCUGAGAGUUGCUGAAGUUUCAGAUCCCUGGUGGUAUUCCAUGCUUAUCCUUCCUCCCCUGUUGAAGGACAGUGUGGCUGCUCCAUUACUGUCUGCAUACUACCCAGACUGUGUGGGUAUGAGUCCCUCUUGCACCAGUACUCACCGAUCGGUUAGUGAAUCCAGUGUGAUAAAAAUGGAGAACUUAAAGACUCCACCUUCCAUAGCCGGGAUGAACAAAUACUUCCAGCCUUUCUAUCAGCCCAACGAAUGCGGUAAAGCCUUGUGUGUAAGGCCAGAUGUCAUGGAAUUAGAUGAACUCUAUGAGUUUCCAGAAUAUUCCCGGGACCCCACCAUGUACCUAGCGCUGCGCAAUCUCAUUCUGGCCUUGUGGUACACAAACUGCAAAGAACCUCUAACCCCUCAGAAAUGUACUCACCACAUAAUUGUUCGAGGACUAGUACGCAUUCGCUGUGUUCGGGAGACAGAAAGAAUCCUUCAUUUUAUGACCAGGAAAGGUCUGAUUAAUACAGGAGUUUUGUCAGUUAAUCGAGACCAAGCCCUGCUUCCCAAAGACUACCACAAUAAAUCUGUAAUAGUGGUUGGAGCUGGCCCAGCAGGUUUAGCAGCUGCAAGACAACUUCAAAAUUUUGGAAUUAAAGUCCUUGUGCUUGAAGCAAAGGAUAGAAUUGGCGGACGAGUAUGGGACGAUAAGACUUUCAAGGGGAUCAUUGUGGGAAAAGGAGCUCAGAUUGUGAAUGGCUGUAUCAACAAUCCUAUAGCACUAAUGUGUGAGCAAUUGGGCAUUAAAAUGCACAAAAUUGGAGAGAAGUGUGACUUGAUCCAAGAAGGUGGAAGGAUAACAGAUCCUGCAAUAGAUAAGCGCAUGGAUUUUCAUUUCAAUUCUAUCCUUGAUGUUGUGGCAGAUUGGAGGAAAGAUAAAAGUCAACAUCAAGACAUUCCACUUGGAGAUAAAAUUCAGGAAAUCUAUAAAGUUUUUAUUCAGGAAUCCGGUAUCCAGUUCAAUGAACUAGAGGAAAAAGUGCUCCAGUUCCAUGUUAGCAAUUUAGAAUAUGCCUGUGGCAGUAACCUCCAUGAAGUUUCUGCACGGUCUUGGGAUCAUAAUGAAUUUUUUGCUCAGUUUGCUGGUGAUCAUACUUUAUUGAGUUCAGGAUACUCAGCUAUAAUUGAAAAAUUAGCUGAAGGCCUGGAUAUUCGGUUAAAUGUUCCAGUCUGUAGUAUUGAUUACUCAGGAGAAGAGGUAAAAGUGACCACAACGGAUAGAACUCUGUGGACAGCAAAAAAGGUUCUAGUUGCUGUACCUUUAACUAUUCUUCAAAAACCAGCAAUUCAGUUCAAACCAGCUUUAUCAGAUAGAAAAAUGAAAGCAAUCAACAGUUUAGGAGCUGGAGUCAUUGAGAAGAUUGCACUACAGUUUCCUUACAGAUUCUGGGAGAGCAAAAUUCAAGGAGCUGAUUACUUUGGCCAUAUUCCACCUAAUUCAAACAAACGUGGACUCUUCAGUGUUUUCUAUGACGUGGACCCACAGCGUAAAAGCAGUGUUCUAAUGUCUGUAAUUACUGGAGAUGCUGUGGGAACAAUAAGGAAUUUAGAUGACAAGGAAGUACUGCAACAGUGCAUGACCGUGCUUCGGGAAUUGUUUAAGGAACAGGAAGUGCCAGAUCCGGUCAAAUAUUUCAUUACAAGAUGGAGCAAAGACCCUUGGAUCCAAAUGGCAUAUAGUUUUGUAAAGACAAGGGGCAGCGGUGAAGCAUAUGAUAUACUUGCUGAAGACAUACAGGGAAAACUCUUCUUUGCUGGAGAGGCCACAAAUCGGCACUUUCCGCAGACAGUUACAGGAGCCUACUUGAGCGGUGUUCGAGAAGCAAGCAAAAUAUCAGCAUUUUGAAUACUAGAGUUUACAUUUUAAAACAAAUUUUAACUCCACAUGGUGCUCAAAUUUGUGAAGACAAAAGACAGUUUUAAGCUACUUCAUUGUUUAUGCCUUGAAGAUGCACUUCAGUUUUAUCAGAAAAGCUUGUAACAGUAUCAUUGCUUCUGAGCAUUGCUGGCAGCUAGACAAGCUUAUUCAUCCCUUAUUUUUUCAACUGUAUUAGGAAAGGUAGAACUGUAAUGAACUUUAAAUAGUGGUAGAUGGACUGUCAAAUAGCUCAUUAGUUGAAUGUUUCUUCAAAAGGAUAGUAGGUUUCUCCAAUCAUGUCUAGGGUGAAAAAAAACCCUUAAGAAAUAGUUAUAAAUAUAAACAUGGAGGCCUUUGGUGCCAUUCAGUUAUAUAUUAUGCAUAAACAAUCUUAACAUUUAUUAUUGACUUGCAAAACAUGACAUAAAAAGAACUGUGUGAAGCUUAGUAUUUGCUUAUCAUGUAAAUGGACUAACAAAAAAUAUUAUGUGGACAUUUCCUUUCUGUCCAGUUACAGUUUAGGUAAUCAGAACUCUAAUUAAGGAAGUGUAAUGGAAAUAGGCAACUCUGAAAACUUUUUUUGGCUUAAAAUUGGACUUUUUGAAAAGUUAAAUGAUGUGACAUCUUCCAGAAGAAAACAAAUUUAAGAUGUUGUAAUAACACAUGAUGUUGUACAGUGACAAUUUCAGCAUAAAUUGCCAACAUAAAUAUCUGUUCUUUAUUUUUCAAAAACAUCCUGUAAACAUAUUUAAAAAAUGUUUUCUAAAUAUAUAGUGGAAAGGCUUGCCUCCUGGAAUUGUGACUGCUCCAUUGCUGGAUAUUUUCAAGAAAAGAUUGCUCAAUCAUUUGUCCAAGGUGGUAUAAAGACUCCUGCCAUGGGCAAGGGGAUGGACUAGAACAGGGCUUUUCAACCAAUAAUACACCUGUGGUACACUGGCACGUGGCAGGUGGUAUGCGGCCCAGCCCAGCCCAGCCCAGGGUACCGGGGAGGGGGAACGAGCCAAAGCAGCACAGUGCAGGACUUGCCAUGACCGAGUCUUCAGGAUCUGCAGGGCUGCUUGGGGUGAGGCAUAGGCCCUAGGAUCAGCACUUCUGGCACACCAGGAAGAGAAAGGAGGAGGAGGGGGCAAAGACAGGGAUAUAAAAGGUGGCAGUUUGGGCAGGAGGACAGAAAAAAAAUAUGCGGCUUUAGGAGAGUCAGCUGGAGCUGCACCAAAGGGAAAAGGAGAAGGAGGGGCAAGAGAGGAGAGGACAAAAAACAGGCUGGGCGCGCACACAGGUGGCAGCGAAAAACAGAUAAACGCAGCUGGGGAAGGGUCGCGGCAUGAGAAUCCAUGUUACCUACACCAUACCACCCAGCCCCCCCCCCAAGUCUGCCCAAUUUCGGCAGGUAGUGGCAUGCUCCUCACCGCGUGGAGAGGCUGAGCCGGCUUCCCUCCUUCCCUUCUCUCUUUGCCCCUUCCGUCCCUCCAUCCCCAGGAAGGGACAAGGGAAGGGGGACAGGCUGCCAGUGUGGCUGUGCUGCCGGUGGCCAUGGCUUGAAAGGCCACUGUAAAUUGCUGGACAAGAGCCG
Messenger RNA from Crotalus tigris (Tiger rattlesnake), 4311 nucleotides. It is a transcript of the gene KDM1B, whose product is annotated as lysine demethylase 1B. The coding region runs from base 270 to 2726 and encodes 818 amino acids. The record is from RefSeq and is a predicted model, not a curated record. Gene Ontology annotation, molecular function: zinc ion binding; protein binding; oxidoreductase activity. The transcript is spliced from 22 exons. NCBI's taxonomy places the organism in Eukaryota, Metazoa, Chordata, Lepidosauria, Squamata, Viperidae.